This is a messenger RNA of Amoebophrya sp. A120, 354 nucleotides long. The record is from the annotation of a GenBank genome assembly. Lineage: Eukaryota; Dinophyceae; Syndiniales; Amoebophryaceae.
AUGGACGCCGGCGAGCGCUCUUUUUGCCGUUCGAGGAGGCGAAGAAGUACAUGCGGGAGACAGUUGCUCUCAUUCGCAGCGCUGCAGAGUUCAAGGAUUGGAGUCGGUCCCCUUCUCGGCCUUCUUUCAUUCCUUCGAAUCCGCAUUCGGUUUAUCGCGGAAGAGGGUGGAAAAGCUACCCCGAUUUCUGCAGCUACCCUCUGUCAAAGUUCGAUCCCGCCAGCCCUCGCGUGUACAAUGUUUGCCCCAAAUUUGCUGCACUUCGGUGGGAUGCAAUACGUCGAACACGGGAGGCGCAGGGGCAUUUCUUUGCGAUUCUGCAAGAUGCGCUCCCAGAGUACCAGGCACAAAUGA